UCCUCUGACAGCAGAUCAGGUGUGUGCUCAUAGAGGGUACCCCUCCAGGGAGAGGGAUUUUCUUGGAUUAACCAAAAGACACAUCAGUAAGUUCUUCAAGAAUGGCAGACCAUGUGAGGUUUCUCUACACUGUUCUUCUUUUCAUUUUGGCAGGAUCAGUCUCCUCCGAUCCCACGUCUGCUGCCUCGGGGCCCCACUCCACCUCCAUCCAGGGCCCCAGCGUCAUCACGGCAGGAGUCACGGCAGAUUUCACCUGCUCGGCCGACUGCACCCCGCCAUGCAACUACACCUGGCAGGCGUUUGGGGAGGAGGUGAAGGGUCAGGUUGUGACGUUGACCUCGAACGGUCUCACUUACAGCAUAGAGCUGGAGUGCACCGCCAUCAACCCCCUCAGCAACGAUUCCCAGACCAUCAACAAGACUGUGGAAGUGUAUGACCCUGUAAUGGUGGUACCGAGCACCAGCUCCAUCCCUGUUGAGGGCAAGCCUUUUUCAAUGAUCUGCAACGGCUCGGGUCCUGGCAUCACCACCAUGUGGCUAAAGGACCAAGAACCUUUCCCUGCUGAUCGCAGAAUGCAACUCUCCAACAACAACCGCACACUAACCUUCAGCUCUCUGCUGCCCUCUGAUGUCGGCUUCUAUACCUGCGCGGUGGUGACCAACAGCACCAUAAAAGUGUACAGCCGAGGGUACAUGCUGGACUUCGGAUCUAUCAAUGUGACCAUCCAAGGUCCGGACAGAGUGGUGGCCGGAGUUGCGCAGAACUUCACCUGUGUCGCCAACUGUAUUCUGGUAUGCUCCAUCUCCUGGACAUUCAAGCACUUCCCCCAGGGGAAGUUUCAGGCCAGCGGAGACACUAUCACGUGGACUCCAGCCAGGACCGGGUUGGUGCAGAACUUCACCUGCGUAGUGGAGAACAAAUACACCCGACAAACGGCCCAAGCCACCAAGAGAGUAGUAGUGAUUGAAUCUCCCACCAAAGUCCCUCCUACUCCCAGUGGCUCUGUGAUAGAGACACCCUCCAUCUUCCUGCUCUUCUUGGCCAGCCUGCAGCUGCUGUUUGCCCUCUCUGCCUAGAGGGGGCGUAUCUACACCACAAGGAAGUGGAAGUUGGCAGUCACAUAUUCUUCUCGAAGGACGGGGUACUGCCCAAGAGCCAAGGGGGCCCGGAAGCCCCAGCCUCUGUGCUACAAAAGAAUAACACUUUGUUAUUGUUCUACAUUUAUAUUUCGAUAUUGUGUUAAAAUUGCACUUUAAACCAUUGUAUUUUCAAACAUUUCUGUCUCUCUAACAUUUUUGGUAAACUUUCAAACCUUUUUGGGGGGGAUGUCUUGUUGCCUGGCCCAGGGGGCCAUGAAGUCCCUGCUCUGUCCCUGUUCUUACCUGAAUACAAGAGAUGUAUGGAUGUCACACACCCAAAUGUAGCUUUCAACAUGAACAACAUACGUACGAAUUACACAUUUUAUCAAAUGAUAUUAAUCAUAAUCAUUAAACUGCUUUGUACUUACAUUUGUAAAUCCCUCAGUUCAUUUGUUUGUAUAUACCCUGGCCAGUGGCCAAUUUAGGCCUACCUAACCUUUGUUAUGUGCUUUGGCCGCACAAACCCCUGCACAUGUCUAUUUGCAUUCUCCUAUGUGUAUUAUUAGCCAAACAUAACACUGGAGUGACAACAUAAGGAACAGUAACUAAAAAGUAACUACCCACUGUAGUGCAAAAACCUAACCCUAUACUGAACAAGAGACGUUUUCACUUAUACAGUGGUGCACAAAUAUACAGUACAGUCAGAUGUAGGGCUGAUGAUGAUGAUGUCCAAUGACUGUCAGUGCUGCAGACUAUUCAUUGAAAUGGGAAAAAACUGCAUUUUGACAGGUGGUUGUCAGGACUGAGACAGCCAUACAUUAAAAUGAAUGAAGCACAGCACAGUUUGCAAAGUUUUAUUUACACAGACUUUUGCACAGACUACAGAAUUGUAUUUCAAUGUCUCGCAAAAGCUCAAUUCUAAUGUCAUGUUUUCAUUGCAAAACGGUAUGGUGAAUGAAGAAUAGUCCCUGAAAAGUUGUUGUGGCUAGGCCGACAGCAGGGAAACUUUAUUGUUCUCUCCACAGAGACGGGACAUCAGCAAAACACGAGGCCACAAGUACAGAGCUUGCAUAUUGGAAUCCAACAUUUGUUCAGUUCAGUUAUGGCUUAUUUGAAUAGGGACAAAUACACAUCAUGUACGCUGUACAACAGCCUAACAGAUAAGCAUCAUAGCAUUUGUAGCCAUAGGCUAAUUUCUAAUGCCCGUCCC
Molecule: messenger RNA, 2289 nt
Organism: Engraulis encrasicolus (European anchovy)
Lineage: Eukaryota; Metazoa; Chordata; Actinopteri; Clupeiformes; Engraulidae
Product: carcinoembryonic antigen-related cell adhesion molecule 5-like
Exons: 7
Coding region: 102-1076 (324 amino acids)
Source: RefSeq, a predicted model, not a curated record